Kwoniella mangroviensis CBS 8507 is the source of this 333-nucleotide messenger RNA. RefSeq lists its product as uncharacterized. NCBI's taxonomy places the organism in Eukaryota, Fungi, Basidiomycota, Tremellomycetes, Tremellales, Cryptococcaceae. The transcript has a single exon. The record is from RefSeq and is a predicted model, not a curated record. The coding region runs from base 1 to 333 and encodes 110 amino acids.
AUGUUCCAUCUGUCUAGAGGUACCGUACCGUCCAACAAUUUUAAGGUACCCACAGACGUCGACUUGAAAACUAUCAGCAACAAAGCUCCUGCAUUGGCUUUGCACUCCCAGAACGCCCGGAACCUCUUCAGGAGGGCACAAGGUCAAGAGGAGUCGACCAUUACUUAUACCGACCAAAGUGGAGCAAGGAUCGCUAGUGCGAAUCAAUUUGAGAAUGACACUCUGCAUGCUAUGAGAGUAAGUAUGCGAUAUGAGCGAGGACACUAUGGCCAGGAACGAGGGGAAUCUUCUGGUACACAACCGUCUUCGUCAAAUGGGAGAGAUUGGGCCUAA